Messenger RNA from Lucilia cuprina (Australian sheep blowfly), 1236 nucleotides. RefSeq names its product FK506-binding protein 5-like. NCBI's taxonomy places the organism in Eukaryota, Metazoa, Arthropoda, Insecta, Diptera, Calliphoridae. The coding region runs from base 132 to 986 and encodes 284 amino acids. The record is from RefSeq and is a predicted model, not a curated record. The transcript is spliced from 5 exons.
CAUUUUUAUCUACGCCAUUUUUACUUGACGCGUCAACUUGUUAACAUUGUUUUUUCUUGUGUGUCUGAUAAAAUAUCUAAAUAAAAAUAUUUAUUACUUAAAAAAAUUAUAACAAAACCUAAAUAAAAAAAAUGAAAAUGUCCGGACGUAAAACAAGUGCUGCAUAUGAGUUGUAUGGUUUUAUACCAAAAGUUGAAAAUGGUAAACAUGCAGCGAUUUGUACAUCAUGUAAUCGUGUAUUACAAAAUACAGCGGCUAUACGUUUGCAAAAGCAUAGAAAUUCUUGUUUAGCAGCUCGAGCUAAUGGUGGUGAUCCUGUACAUUUUCCAAAUUUAGAAAUAAAGAAACGCAUAACACCCAAAACUGAUACAGUAGUGCAGCAAAAUGAAAACAUUAAUGCAAAUGUUAAAACAGAGCAAAGUAAUAUGGAAUUUGAAGACGCAACUCUUAAUGAUAAUGCAAAUGACAAUGCCACCUAUGAAGAUGUCGUAGAGGCUACAAAUACAGCAAAAAGAUUAUGCAAAACUUUAAUACGUAAUGAUACUUCACGUAAAACAAUUGAGUCCUCUAAUAAUCAGGUUCAAAAUGAAAAUCCUUUACAAUCACCUAUUACCACCACACAAACCUCCCACCGACCAGAACCAUUUGAAACUUAUCAUGCUACAACUACAAAUACAUCUGGCCUUGGUAUGGCGGCUGAAGAUGAUGACGACAAUAAUGAUGAUGAUGAUAAUAUCGAGGAAGUCAAUGAUGAGGAUUUAAUUAAUAUUGAACAAGAACUAGAUGUUAUACAAAACUUAAUGCCACGUUCGAAAGAAUCAAAACAAUUACAAGAUGAAUUAUCUAAAGCUGAAACGGAAUAUUAUCGUAGCAAAGCUGCCUAUUUUAAAAAGUUAUCAGAAAAUUGUAAUGUCAAGAGAACUUUAAUGUUAUUGGAAUCGCGUAAAUUACAAUUGGAAAUCGAAAGGCUUACCAAUGAAUCAUAGUUUAAUUUUGUUAAUUUUUUUAAGUUUUAUUUUAAAAGCUAUGCUAAUUAUUUUUAUAGAUAAUUGGAUUAGAUGGAAUUUAAAACAGAAUAUUAAAUUUUUUUACUGUUUAAAACAAAAUAAGUGCAAAUUAAAUAUGUUUUAUUAAAUUUUUACUUUUAGAUAGAUAAGGACUUUGUCAGAAAAAAACAUUUACUUAAUUAAAUAAAACUGCAAAUGUGCAAUAAUAAAACUGCCAAAAAUGAAAAAU